AUACGGGCAGUGUUUUCGAACGCAGCUUUGGAGCGCACUCUGGAGUCUGGCAGUUCAAGCCAGCCCCUGCCAGCACCUCCAAUUUCCAAUGUUUCAUCCGAAGCAGUCAGGAAAAAUGGCUGCGUUUAUAAAGGCUGUGCAGACUAGAACGAGCAUAAAUGGCAUAACAAAAUUGUUCACUAAUUUGUCUUUGACCCCCCCAAGUGUUAUUGAGUCUCCUAAACGUGCAUUUCUUCGCAGUACACCAGCUUUGCACUGUGCAUUUAUACACUUUACAUCAGAACGCCGUGAUUUGAUGGAAUUUUUUGACGAUCCAAAAAAUUGGGGAAAAAAUGAGAUACGAGUUGGUCGAUCUUGGAAAAAGGAUGAAUUGAGAUUGAAGAGCAAUUCGGAUCUCCAUAAAUUAUGGUUUGUCUUAUUGAAGGAACGUAAUAUGCUUAUGACUAUGGAAGAAGCUUGCAAGGAUGCAAACGAGAUCUUUCCAAAUCCUGAACGUUUGGAUAAAGUUCAAGAUAGCAUGAGUAACUUGGAGUCGAUAGUUCGUGAAAGAAACAGAGCAUAUCAUUUACUUGAGACUGGGGAAACAGGAGAGCGUCCUGGAAAACUUGUUUAUAAUUGCUUAGGUUUAAGGUUUUAUUAUCAAAUGGGUCAACAUUCUAUUCCAAAGUUCGUAAACACAAAAUGGUAUAAAACACAUAUGUUUGGUUAUGGUGGAUAUGCAACUCGCAAAUUUCUACGCUUGUACAGAGAGAAACUGUGGAAUAAUAAACGCAGAGCAAGAACACGUAAUAAAAAUCAUGUUGCAAUGUUAAUAAGAAAAUUCCCGAAUCUGGACCUUGAAGCUGUGAAAGAACAGUUUCCGGAUGUUGAUAUAGAAAAGACAAAAGCAUCCAAAAGAGCAAUAGGUCAUACUGUACCUGUGUAGGUGCAAUUUCUGUUGAUGCAAAUUAUUAAACGUUUGUUAAUAUAUUUGUGAAAUACUCGAUUGCUAA
Messenger RNA from Cyphomyrmex costatus, 992 nucleotides. It is a transcript of the gene mRpL47, whose product is annotated as mitochondrial ribosomal protein L47. The record is from RefSeq and is a predicted model, not a curated record. Bases 89 to 925 code for a protein of 278 amino acids. The transcript has 5 exons. Gene Ontology annotation, molecular function: structural constituent of ribosome. Gene Ontology annotation, biological process: mitochondrial translation. Gene Ontology annotation, cellular component: mitochondrial large ribosomal subunit; mitochondrial ribosome. NCBI's taxonomy places the organism in Eukaryota, Metazoa, Arthropoda, Insecta, Hymenoptera, Formicidae.